Molecule: messenger RNA, 1003 nt
Organism: Volvox carteri f. nagariensis
Lineage: Eukaryota; Viridiplantae; Chlorophyta; Chlorophyceae; Chlamydomonadales; Volvocaceae
Exons: 10
Biological process (GO): lipid metabolic process
Source: RefSeq, a predicted model, not a curated record
AUGACCCCUCUAUGUCCGACCCAAGCGCUUGGCGAGGACGUCUGGCGGGAAAUGGCGGAGGCGGACAGCGGACAGCAAAAGCGGCACGGCGACCUGGACAGCUGGCUGGAUGUCUUCCGGGCCACUGCGUCCAGCAUGCGCAACGCGUAUCGUACACGGGAGGCCCUCACGUACGAGUCAUUGGCGUUCGGAUGGCUAGCUCUGGCUCGCAAGCACGAGCCGCUCCCGUGCGCCCCCCCUGCUGCUGCCGGAGAGGAAGUAACGGACGACUGUACGAUACGGAUGGUGAUCCGCGGCAGUGGUGACCUGCCGGAGUUGUUGAAUGGAGUAUUGGCCCCGGGGAGUACGACAUCUCUGGGUCCAGGUUCCGCCCACCGCGGCAUGUUGGAGGCGGCUCGGGCUCUGCUGCAGGAGCAGUCCGGGCGGCUGAGGGCGGCAGUGGAGGCGCAUCCCCAGUACGGCCUGAGGGUCCUGGGACACGCGGAAGCUGCGGGGAUUGCAGCGCUGCUGGUGGUGGUCCUGGCGCGGGAAGGCGCUGCGGGUUUGGAGCGCGUGGGUAACCCCGGGGGGGGCCUGCGAGCUACCUGCUUCUCACCGCCGGCGGUGAUGACGUCCGAGUUAACGGAGCCGUACGCCGGGUGUAUCGACAGUGUCGUAUAUAAUAUGACCAUGGCCUCCAGGGAGGUGCUGACGAGGAGCGAACUGGCGCAGGCCCUCCGUCGCUCGGGUGCUCUCGGUCUCGACAACCACCUAGACUGUACGGCAUCGGGUCUGCUGUGUUCUACCUCCUCGGCGGCCCCCGGCUGCCUGCUGGGUAUGUCGCCCUCCAAACACCUCGCGCUGCUGGAGGGGCUGGGCUCCCCCGCCCCCGCGGGGGGCAUGAGCAGGCCGUCGCUGGUGACGGCGGCGGCGGCGGCGGGGGUGGCGGUGUCGGGCGCCUUGCGGCCGCUGCCGUCGACCCCCGUGAUGGCGGCGGUACCACCGGCCCUUCUGUUGCAAUAUA